Penicillium oxalicum is the source of this 1629-nucleotide messenger RNA. Its product is annotated as phytoene desaturase family protein. Bases 1 to 1629 code for a protein of 542 amino acids. The transcript has 4 exons. The record is from RefSeq and is a predicted model, not a curated record. NCBI's taxonomy places the organism in Eukaryota, Fungi, Ascomycota, Eurotiomycetes, Eurotiales, Aspergillaceae. Gene Ontology annotation, biological process: carotenoid biosynthetic process. Gene Ontology annotation, molecular function: oxidoreductase activity.
AUGGCUCCCCCGAGUGCGAUUGUCGUGGGUGCUGGAGCUGGAGGUAUCGCCACCGCCGCCCGUCUUGCCAAAGCCGGGUACAAGGUCACGGUUGUGGAAAAGAAUUCCUUCCUCGGCGGCCGGUGUUCACUAGUGCAUCACGACGAAUUUCGAUUUGAUCAAGGGCCGUCGCUCUUGUUGAUGCCCGAAUGUUUCCAGCAAACAUUCGAGGAACUGGGCACCACCCCGGAAAAGGAGAAUGUCAAGCUCUUGACAUGCGACCCCAACUAUCGCAUUUGGUUUUCCGAUGGAGACCACCUGGAGAUGUCGACCGAUAUUGCCAAAAUGAAGCCGCAAAUUGAGCGCCUGGAGGGUGCCAAUGGCCUCGAGGGGGUGUUUGGGUUCUUGAAGGAGUCUGGCGCUCACUACGACUUGGCCAUGGAGCAUGUUCUCUGCAAAGACUUUCCUAACAUUUUCGCCAUGCUUCGUCCGGGCCUCGUGAAAUCACUUCUCGCUCUGCACCCCUUUGAGAGCAUGUUCAGCCGCGUAAAGCGGUAUUUCAAGUCGGACAAGCUUCGGAGAGCGUUCACAUUUGCCAGCAUGUACUUGGGAAUGAACCCGUUCGAGGCCCCCGGAACGUAUUCGCUUCUGCAGUACACGGAGCUGGCACACGGUAUUCUCUACCCUGAGGGUGGUUUUGUCAAGGUUCUUGAAGCGAUCGCCCGGGUUGGAGAACGGCUCGGGGUGACUUUCCGCUUGAACACGCCAGUUGCCUCGAUCCUUCAGGCGGCUGAUGGCUCCGCCCGUGGAGUGCGCCUCACCUCGGGAGAGGAGCUCCUGGCCGACGUGGUGGUCAUCAACGCCGAUCUGGUGUACGCCUACAACAACCUCCUGCCACAGACCAGCUAUGCCAAGAGCUUGACCAAGCGCAAAGCUUCCUGCAGCAGUAUCUCUUUCUUCUGGUCCUUUGACCGAGUCAUCGACGAACUCUCCGUCCACAACAUUUUCCUGGCCGAGGAGUACAAGGAGAGCUUCGAUUCCAUCUUCCACCGCCACCAACUCCCCAAAGAUCCAUCAUUCUACGUCAACGUCCCCAGUCGCAUUGAUCCCACGGCAGCCCCCACGGGGAAGGACUCCGCGGUGGUGCUGGUCCCCGUGGGUCACAUCGACGACGACCCUUCCAACCCGCAGGACUGGGAUGUGCUCGUUGACCGUGCUCGUGAAGCCGCCUUCAAGACGAUCGAGGCUCGCACGGGAGCCAAGGGUCUCCGCGAGAGCAUCAUUCGGGAAACCGUCGAGACCCCCACCAGCUGGAAGGCCAAAUUCAACCUGGACCGUGGCGCCAUCUUAGGUCUCUCCCACUCCUUCUUCAACGUCUUGAGCUUCCGCCCGCAGAACCGACACUCGGACAUCAAGGGCUUGUACUUUGUGGGUGCAAGCACGCAUCCCGGUGCGGGUGUGCCCGUCGCCCUGAUGAGUGCCAAGGUCACCACCGACCUGAUUCAGAAGGAUGCUCGCAAGCCCACCGGCGGACGAUCCGCCUGGAUGGUCUGGUGGUUCGUCGUACCUCUGUUGCUGGCCGUUUUUUCGUUCUCCAAGUACGGCUCUGUGGCCUGGUCAAGGGUUCUGCCCCUGGGUGCAAAGCACUAA